Molecule: messenger RNA, 1945 nt
Organism: Phymastichus coffea
Lineage: Eukaryota; Metazoa; Arthropoda; Insecta; Hymenoptera; Eulophidae
Gene: Got2
Product: aspartate aminotransferase, mitochondrial
Exons: 8
Coding region: 228-1505 (425 amino acids)
Biological process (GO): biosynthetic process; L-aspartate catabolic process
Cellular component (GO): mitochondrion
Molecular function (GO): L-aspartate:2-oxoglutarate transaminase activity; pyridoxal phosphate binding
Source: RefSeq, a predicted model, not a curated record
AGCAUUACACGUUACGGCAGAGGCGUCGUCAUACAUGAUGAAUAUAUAAGCAAACAUGAGGGGAAGAAUGCGAGUGCGAGAGAGAGAGAGGGACUGCGGCGAAUCUAUCAUCGUCGGUUGGUCGGUACUUUCAGCUGCUUCCAGUCGCCUAUCAGCUUCGAACUGAGUAUAGCGCUUUCUUUUUAUUGUUCGUGUAACAAGUGAAUUUAAAAAUAAAAAAGGAAGCUAUGGCUCAAGGUGCAAGGUUUACCACUUCAUUUCUGAAGACGAGCAGCAACAAUGCAGUACAAUCAAGAUUUGGCUCAUGGUGGUCUCAUGUUCAGAUGGGACCCCCAGAUGCCAUCCUUGGUGUUACUGAAGCAUUCAAGAAAGACCAAAAUCCAAAGAAAAUUAAUCUUGGCGUUGGAGCUUACAGAGAUGAUAAUGGCAAACCAUUCAUGCUUCCAAGUGUGAUAAAGGCAGAAGCAAAUUUGCGUAGCAAAGUAUUAGAUAAAGAAUACUCUCCAAUUUCUGGAAAUGUAGAGUUUUGUAAACAUUCUAUUAAUUUGGCACUUGGUGAUGAUAAUGAUGUAGUUCCAAAUGGCCGUAAUGCAACCGUGCAAGGUAUUUCUGGAACAGGAUCUCUGUGCAUUGGGGCCAACUUCUUAUCCCAUUUUUUUCCUGGUAACAAAGAUGUAUAUUUACCUACACCUUCAUGGGGUAACCACGCACCGCUUUUCAAGUUAGCUGGUCUAAAUGUAAAAUCAUAUAGGUACUAUGAUCCCAAAACUUGUGGUCUCGACUUCCAAGGGGUUUUAGAUGACAUUAAUAAAAUUCCAGAAAAAUCUAUUAUUCUCUUGCAUGCUUGUGCUCAUAAUCCCACAGGCGUGGACCCUAAACCAGAUCAAUGGGCUGAAUUAUGUCAACUUAUUAAAAAGAAGAAUCUGUUUCCAUUCUUUGAUAUGGCUUAUCAAGGUUUUGCAUCUGGUGAUGUAAUGAAAGAUUCUUUAGCAGUAAGAUUAUUUGUUAAGGAAGGACAUCACAUUGUUUUGGCUCAGUCAUAUGCGAAAAAUAUGGGAUUAUAUGGUGAGCGGGUCGGAGCUUUCUCACUCAUUGGCGCUGAUAAAGAUGAAGCGUCUCGUACCAUGUCUCAAAUUAAAAUUCUUAUUAGGCCGAUGUAUUCAAAUCCACCAAUCAAUGGAGCUCGCAUUGUUACAGAAAUUUUGGGUAACACAGAGCUCAAAAGAGAAUGGUUGGUCGAUGUAAAAGGUAUGGCCGACCGGAUUAUUUCAGUACGUACGAAGCUUCGUGACAAUUUAAGAAAUAAUGGUAGUACUCGUGACUGGUCCCAUAUUACCGACCAGAUAGGCAUGUUCUGCUUCACUGGCUUAAAAGCUCCCGAGGUCGAACGGCUUACCAAGGAGUUCAGUAUUUACCUUACUAAAGAUGGAAGAAUAUCAAUGGCUGGAGUAACAUCGAAAAAUGUAGAAUAUCUUGCUCAUGCUAUUCACGAAGUUACCAAGUAAUUUUUUCAUCGAAGCAGCGUAUCUAUGAAUUGCCUUUCAUUAUCUAUAAACAACAAAAAAUAAUUAUCUAUUGUGCAAUCUAAUAUCAAACUGGUAUGAAGCUUAUGCUUUGUGUCAUUUAUACAUAAACUAGUAUACUUGUAUUUUUAUAGAAAAUCGAAGAAGAAAAAAACAUGCAUUUACUUCAGUGUAAUUUUUAGAAAAAAAAACCACUGCUGGCAGUGUAGUGAAUGCGAAUUUGAAGAGUCCUGCCAAAAAUAUGUUUUAUACACUAACUGCAUUCCUUUUACGUUUGAUCAUCAAUAUUUUAUAAAUAUACUUAUAUUAUCGUUACUAAAUAACCACAUAUGCUUACUAUUUUUCUUCACUCAUAUUUAGUCUUGUAAAGCAAGUUUUGACAAAGUUAUUCAUAUAGAUAAUAAAAAUACAACUAUUGUCAC